GGGGCGGGGCGGAGUCACGUGACGCUCAUUUGGGUUGGAGUCUGGGCUGCUCUUCCCCCUCCCCACACCGGUGGGAGGGUCACGUGGGCGGUCCUGCUGCUGCUAGGGUAAGUCACUGUUCCCGACUGCGGGGAAAGAGUCUCCGCAGCCGCCACCACCGCCGGACGGGGCGGGGGUGGGGAUUCCAGUGCUGCGGCCUCCGCCAUCACCUUCCUGCCUGCGUCUUCAGGGCUCAAGCUCUGACCGCCAUGGAGCAGGGCUGGGGCCCCAAGGCAACAGCCACCGCCCCCACCUUGUGAGGCGUAGCCGCUGCCGUCGUCGCCUCCUCCGAGGGCCUCUGGGACUUCCUAGGCCUUGCUUCUCUCAGCCUCCGCCGCCGCCCGUCGCCUCCUUGCCUCGGGGUUGCUCUUCGGUCCUCCAGCUCGGUCCCUCGGGGCCAGGCCUAAAUGUGUGCUCGGUGAGAGGUCCAGCCGAAUCGAAGGCCCGCGGCCCGGGACGCCGCUACCGACCGCCAACGCCACCGUCAUCGGGACAUGGUUUGGGCCUAGCGGAGCCGGGACAGGAGGGAAUCUAGAACAACAGCAAAGCUGAGGUCAAACUGCCAUACAGGAUGGACACCAAGGAAGCUGUGUUGGGAACAAAAAGAAAUCAAAAUAAGCAACAUGAACCGUGAAGACCGGAAUGUGCUUCGUAUGAAAGAAAGGGAAAGGCGAAAUCAGGAAAUUCAUCAGGGUGAAGAAGCCUUCCCACCCAACUCUCCUCUCUUUGCUGAACCAUACAAAGUUACUAGCAAAGAAGACAAAUUAUCUAGUCGUAUUCAGAGCAUGCUUGGAAACUAUGAUGACUCCUACGAAAUGAAGGAUUUUAUAGGAGACAGAUCUCUACAAAAGCUUGUUGCAAUCCCCAAACCUACCAUACCAUCAACAGCAGAUGAAAAACCAAAUCCAAGUUUCUUUAGUGAACACAGACAUGGUAGCUCUCAUCAGAGCAGCAAAUGGACACCUGUAGGACCAGCACCUAGCACUUCUUCACAAUCACAGAAACGGUCUUCAGGUUUACAGAGUGGACACACUAGCCAACGAACCAGUGGAAGUGGCAGUAACAGCACUAGUGGUGUUGGUCAGAGGCAUGAUCGUGAAUCAUACAGUAGUGGUGGUGGUGGUGGUGGUAGUCGUAAAAAAAGCCAGCACGGAACAGAACACUCCAAAUCUCGUUCUUCCAGUCCUGGAAAACCACCUGCUGUUUCUUCAUUAAGCUCUAGUCAUUCCAGAGCUCAUGGGAAUGAUCACCACAGCAAGGAGCAGCGUUCCAAAUCACCACGGGACCCAGAUGCAACUUGGGACUCACCUUCUCGUGUUCCUUCAUUUUCAAGUGGGCAGCACUCCAGCCAGUCUUUUCCACCUUCAUUAAUGUCAAAGUCAAAUUCAAUGUUACAGAAACCUACUGCCUAUGUAAGACCCAUGGAUGGACAGGAGUCCAUGGAACCAAAGCUAACCUCUGAGCACUACAGCAGCCAAUCUCAUAGCAACAACAUGAGUGAGCUGAAGCCUAGUAGCAAAGCACAUCUUACCAAACUGAAAAUACCUUCUCAACCAUUAGAUGCAUCUGCAUCUGGUGAUGUAAGCUGUGUGGAUGAAAUUCUUAAAGAGAUGACCCAUUCAUGGCCACCCCCCUUAACUGCAAUUCAUACACCAUGCAAAACAGAGCCUUCUAAAUUUCCUUUUCCAACUAAAGAAUCUCAGUCAAAUUUUGGCUCUGGAGAACAGAAAAGAUACAAUCCUUCAUCUAAAACUUCAAAUGGGCAUCAGUCCAAAUCUAUGUUAAAGGAUGAUUUAAAACUUAGCAGCAGUGAAGAUAGUGAUGGAGAGCAGGAUUGUGAUAAAACUGUGCCAAGAAGUACACCGGGAAGUAAUUCUGAACCUUCACACCACAAUAGCGAAGGAGCAGAUAAUUCCAGGGAUGACUCAAGUAGCCAUAGUGGAUCUGAAAGCAGCUCUGGAUCUGACUCGGAGAGUGAAAGUAGUUCCAGUGACAGUGAAGCCAAUGAGCCAUCACAGAGUGCAUCUCCUGAGCCUGAACCACCACCAACAAAUAAAUGGCAACUUGAUAAUUGGUUAAAUAAAGUGAAUCCACAUAAAGUGUCACCAGCUUCUUCUGUAGAUAGUAAUAUUCCAUCUUCUCAAGGUUAUAAAAAGGAAGGUCGGGAACAAGGACCAGGAAGUGGCUAUAUUGAACAAAAUGGACCUAAAGAAUCCAAUUCUUCUACUCCUGGACGAGAUUCCAAAACUAUUCAAAAAGGAUCAGAGAGUGGUCGUGGGAGACAAAAGUCCCCAGCACAGAGUGAUAACACUACACAACGAAGAACUGUAGGAAAAAAACAACCCAAAAAAACGGAGAAGGCAGGUGUAGAAGAGCCUCGAGGGGGCUUAAAAAUAGAAAGUGAAACCCCUGUAGACAUGACAACAAGUAUGCCCUCUAACAGGCACAAGGCAGCCACAAAAGGCUCAAGAAAACCCAAUAUAAAAAAGGAGCCCAAAUCUUCCCCUAGGUCAACAACAGAAAAAAAGAAAUACAAGUCAACAAAUAAGCCUUCACAAAAAUCUAGAGAAAUCAUAGAAACAGAUACUUCUUCCUCUGAUUCUGAUGAAAGUGAGGGCCUUUUUCCUUCUUCACAAACUCCUAAGUAUCCUGAAAGCAACAGAACUCCUGUUAAACCCUCCUCAGUAGAGGAGGAAGAUAGCUUUUUUCGGCCAAGAAUGUUCUCUCCUAUGGAAGAGAAGGAACUUCUUUCCCCACUUAGUGAUCCUGAUGACAGGUAUCCACUUAUUGUCAAGAUUGACCUGAAUCUCUUGUCAAGAAUACCAGGGAAGCCUUAUAAAGAAAUGGAGCCCCCCAAAGUAGAAAAGAAAAAUGUGCCUGAGAAGCACACAAGAGAGCCUCAAAAACAAGUCUCAGAUAAAGGUUCCACCAAGGGGAAGAGGAAACAUAAGAAUGAAGAUGAUAACCGAGCCUCCGAGAGCAAGAAACCUAAGAUUGAGGAGAAGAGUUCAUCAGGCCAUAAGACAUCCAGCAAUAGAGAGUCAUCCAAACAGAGUGCUGUGAAAGAGAAGGAUCCAUUGCCUUCUCCUGCUGGGCCUAUUCCUGUGAAAGACUCAAAAACUGAGCAUGGAUCUAGGAAGAGAACAGUCAGCCAGUCAUCUUCCUUAAAAUCUACUAAUAGCAGCAACAAGGAAAGUAGUGGUAAAAAUAGUUCUACUUCCAAGCAGAAAAAGACAGAAGGAAAAGUUUUUAGUAGUUCCAAGGAAGCCAAGGAAAAGAUUCCAAGUAGUUCUUCAAACUAUCCUCCAGCUUCACAAAUUCCUGAUAGCUCUAAAAUACGAAGAGCAAAGCUGGCCUUUGAUGACAGGAAUUAUUCAGCAGAUCAUUAUUUACAAGAAGCUAAAAAGUUAAAACACAAUGCAGAUGCUUUGUCUGAUAGAUUUGAGAAAGCUGUCUAUUAUCUUGAUGCUGUGGUUUCCUUCAUUGAAUGUGGGAAUGCUUUGGAGAAAAAUGCUCAGGAAUUCAAAUCUCCAUUCCUUAUGUAUUCAGAGACUGUAGAGCUAAUUAAAUAUACUAUGAAGCUGAAGAAUUACUUGGCACCAGAUGCUACAGCUGCAGAUAAAAGACUGGCCAUUCUUUGUCUUCGGUGCCAGUCCUUAUUGUACCUGAGAUUAUUUAAGCUGAAGAAGGAAAAUGCUUUGAAAUACUCAAAAACAUUAACUGAACAUUUAAAGAAUUCCUAUAAUAAUUCUCAAGCUCCAUCACCUGGAAUGGGAAGCAAAGCUGUUGGAAUGCCUUCUCCAGUUUCUCCAAAGCUCUCUCCUGGCAAUUCAGGAAAUUACACUUCAGGGGCAAGCAGUACUUCAGGGAGCAGUUCUUCAGUAACAAUUCCACAGAGAAUCCACCAGAUGGCAGCCAGCUAUGUUCAGGUCACUUCCAACUUCCUUUAUGCUACGGAAAUCUGGGACCAAGCCGAACAGCUUUCUAAGGAGCAAAAAGAGUUCUUUGCUGAACUGGAUAAAGUAAUGGGUCCUCUCAUCUUUAAUUCAAGCAUCAUGACAGACCUAGUUCGUUACACCCGGCAGGGACUUCAUUGGCUUCGUCUGGAUGCCAAGUUGAUAUCUUGAACUGAAGGAUUCUUACCCAGAACAUAUUCUCGUUGCCUCUGAUUUUUCUCCACAACACUGUGUCAUAUCAAUAAGGAAGACUGCCAUAACACUGCUUAGUCAACACUAAGAGCAAGGAAUGCUUCUGCCUCACUGUCUCAUGUAAAAGUUGUGUUUUUGGUUUUUGUUGUUUUGUUAUUGUAUUUUGUUUUGUUUUGUUUUUUGUUUUUUGUUUUUUCUUUAAACCCAAAGCCAUCAUGUUAAUGGACUCCUAAAAUAUUCCCUAUUUGGAAAGUUAUUUAAGUAUUUUUACAUCUGCAGCAUAUUGAUAAGAUGCAGUUUUAGCUAAUCUGAAAUGGGAUUGGAAUUCUAGUUGUAAUGCAUAAGUAAUCAAUUUAAAUCAUAUUUAUUUUUAAUUUUUUAACUGCCCAAUUUGGUGGGACUCUUUUAAUAAUUAUUUCUACCUAUAAAUUUAUCCUACCAAAUGCUUAGCAGAAAUUUCAUGCAGACACUUUUAUUUAUGUACUUUAAACUUUGUUCUCAGUAAUGUCUCCAUGUGGUAAAGCUUGUAAAAGAGGAUUAUUAUAUUCUCAAAUGUAAAGACAUGUAUUUAACAUGUCUGUUGCCUCUUACUCAAAUCUUAAAUGACAACUACAGUUUUAAUAUUGCAGAAUUUGUACUUAAUGUUAAGGAAAAGGACCCAAAAAGGUUUCUUGAACAUGUGAAAAGAAAUUUAAAUAUUAGAAUAUAACAUUCUAGAUUGGGGGGAAAUCAUGUUUGAUUCAAGAUGGUUUGUUAUUUUAAAAAUCAUGAUCACACUUAAUAAUACCAUAGCAGUCUCACAGUGUUAGAGUUACUUAUAUUUAAUGAAUUAUUAAAGAGAUCAAGAACAUGAAUUCUAGGAGAUAUGCAUCAUACAGAAGUUUUAUGUUUGUUUUUUUUUUUUUUAAUGAAAGGACAAUCUUGAACUUUUAAAAAAAUUUUGUUGUAAUUUUAUUCUCAUUGUUUUUGUCACUUGAUAUUGCAUUGAAAACAGUAUAUUUAACCAUUUGAAAAAAUGGGUUAGAAAAUUCCUUAGAGUCAUUACAAUCUCUGUCUCUUCCAAUGAAUGAGAAGUUUUGUUCAAAAAUUCAUAUCCAUCUUCAGAAUUCUUUUUAUUUUCUCUUUGUGGAUUCAUUUGUGAUAUUCUGAUAUGCAUGUACAUUGAUUGCUGUGGAAAUGAGCUGGAGUUCAGGUGUGUCCUAUUUUAUCUUACAACUUAGAGCAAAGUUGUAAAACUGUUCUAAUCUGGAGACAUAGAACUUGUUUUAAUCAUGUAUUUACCCCAUUGUAUUAUGAAGGCCCCCAAUGAGUGAUGAUUAUUUCUGUUGGGAGCAGAAUAUUCACUUUAGAGAAGUAUCUUACUGUAAGUAAAAGGAGAGCCCUCCAUGGGUUUGAAGUGGCUGCUUUUGUAAAAGUUGUGCACCAAAGUACCUUUCCAUACAAGGUGCUUAUUGGAAUACAAGGUGAGAACUGUACUGUUUGUACUUUGCUUAGUGCCCCUAUCAUGUCUGGUGUGCCUUAAAUCUUUAACAUUUAGAUGAAGACUUGAUGGACUGUUUACAGACGAAGUGUCACAGGAGGACCAGGUCUACUGUGUACAGCUGGUUUUGUGCAGUAGUUUAGGUAAAAUUUCAUUUUCUUUAAGACUAACCAUGUAGAAAUAUUUGCUUUUAUAAAUGGUAACCCUUUAGUAUAGUGACUUAGUCUAAAACUAGGGAGUCUGGAUUAUAUAAGGCUGCUGAAAGAAGCAGAUUUUCUUCCCAGUACCAGAAAUGCAUAUAUGCUUUCAGGAAAAAAAAAAAAAAAAAGAUUGCACUCAAUUUCUGGGUUAUCAUCACGUGCCAAAAGGAUGGCAAGUGCAAAAAAAAAAAAAAAAAGAA
Antechinus flavipes (yellow-footed antechinus) is the source of this 6067-nucleotide messenger RNA. It is a transcript of the gene AFF4, whose product is annotated as ALF transcription elongation factor 4. Gene Ontology annotation, biological process: regulation of gene expression. The coding region runs from base 663 to 4166 and encodes 1167 amino acids. The transcript is spliced from 22 exons. Gene Ontology annotation, cellular component: nucleus; super elongation complex. Lineage: Eukaryota; Metazoa; Chordata; Mammalia; Dasyuromorphia; Dasyuridae. The record is from RefSeq and is a predicted model, not a curated record.